Scomber japonicus (chub mackerel) is the source of this 1428-nucleotide messenger RNA. RefSeq names its product Ras association domain family member 4a (gene rassf4a). Lineage: Eukaryota; Metazoa; Chordata; Actinopteri; Scombriformes; Scombridae. The transcript has 11 exons. The record is from RefSeq and is a predicted model, not a curated record. Bases 99 to 1022 code for a protein of 307 amino acids. Gene Ontology annotation, biological process: signal transduction.
GGAGGCAUGAAGACUGGAAAUGAUAAGCGAGAUACACCGCCGGUGGAUAUACGGAAGAAAACAGGGGAGUUAUUCUGCUAUGCUGGGCUCUAGUCAGAAUGGUUGAGUGUCAGACCUACGUGAAGCUCAGUGAGGAGAAACUCAUACCAAAGACUGAUAUAUUGUCACUGCUCAGAACCUACAACUGUUACCAUGAAGGAAAAAACUUCCAGCUGAGGACUCAUGAGGAAGAUGGAGAACUCAUUCUUGAGGGGUUGCUGAACAUCUACUGGGGUCUUCGUCGACCAAUUAGACUUCAAAUGCACGACGACAAUGAAAGAUUUCGUCUCAACCGAAACGAUACUGUGGCAAAGCAGCUGUCCGCAGAGUCAAACAAUAAUUCACUGGACAGAGCAAACGGGUCUGCUAGUGGUGACAUGGGUGGUCAGGAGGAAGAGGACUCUCCUCAGCUGCUGAGGACCAGAAGUGAUGCUUCCUUCAUGCAGGUUCAGAGAAGGUCAAAGACACACACUGCCAGAGACCUGCAGCGCUUGCGCACACACAGAUUCUCAAUCAACGGACACUUCUAUAACCACAAGACAUCUGUAUUUACUCCAGCAUAUGGUUCAGUCACUAACGUAAGAGUCAACAGCUCCAUGACAACUGUACAAGUCCUCAACCUGCUGUUGCACAAGUUUAGGGUGGAGAAUAAAUCUGAGGAGUUUGUACUUUAUAUGGUGCAUGAGUCUGGUGAAAGGACCCAACUGAGGGACGGUGAAUACCCGCUGGUGACUCGUGUGCUUUAUGGACCCUGUGAGAAAAUCUCCAAGAUCUUCAUCAUGGAAACUGACCUUGGAGAGGAAGUCACAUAUGAUGUUGCCCAGUACAUAAAGUUUGAAAUCCCAGUUUUGGACAGCUUUGUAGUGAAGCUCAAAGAGGAGGAGGAACGCGAGAUAAACAAAUUGACUAAAAAGUACAGCGCUUUAAAGUCUAUGAUCCAACAUCAGCUUGAAGGCAGAGGUCACACCAGCGACAGAGAAUGAGUGUGUCUGCAUACAUGACUGAUGUAAUCUUUGUGUGAGUUUGCGUGUCUGUGUGUGAGAGGGCAAGGGCUGGGUGCAACACUAAUGAUUGUUGAUUUACUAUGGGAACAUUUCCAAAUAAAGAACUUCAGUAGUGAAUGUAGGGGAGAAGGUAAAAGGGUAAAAGUAAAGGCUGCAGUAGAACCAUAAAAGCGCUGAUGUGCUUCAACUUUUACACUUACAUAUCUCAACAGUUUGUAUGAUCUCCUCUGUUAAUGUUAUUACUAUGAAGUGUUUCACUGCUUUGAUAUCUCUUCUAUUAAUAUAUUCACAUUUUGUAUAUGAACGUUUUUACUGCAACUAUGGAUAUUUAUACCAGCUGUUUUUUUGUAAAGUUUUCUCUGGACCUUUUUAUGUAAUAAAUCAA